This is a messenger RNA of Pomacea canaliculata, 1805 nucleotides long. Its product is annotated as probable tubulin polyglutamylase TTLL9. The record is from RefSeq and is a predicted model, not a curated record. NCBI's taxonomy places the organism in Eukaryota, Metazoa, Mollusca, Gastropoda, Architaenioglossa, Ampullariidae. Bases 203 to 1465 code for a protein of 420 amino acids. Gene Ontology annotation, biological process: microtubule cytoskeleton organization; protein polyglutamylation. The transcript is spliced from 15 exons. Gene Ontology annotation, molecular function: tubulin-glutamic acid ligase activity; tubulin binding. Gene Ontology annotation, cellular component: cilium.
AAGGAAUGGGAACGCCGACGGACGUGUAUUUCCGUGGGAACACCGGUGUUAGGGAGAAACGGAUCGAUAGCCAAUUGCUUCCGAACAGACAGAGCGCUGGUUCGAUUCCCGAUUAACGCGCAGCAAACUUCCCCCAGUCGACCCAACUGGCGGGAAUGGCUACCGAUACCACAGAGGGUUGGGGAAGAAGUUUCAGUUGAAAAUGUCAAGAACACCUAUUGCAAGAAACAGUAAAGGAACGGGGAAUCAGGUAAUCCGUUUCAAGUGCACAUUGCAAAAUACUAUUUUAGAUGUCCUAAAAGCUCGUCCUGGAUGGAAAGAAGCAUCAGGUGAUUUAGAUUGGGAUUUCUACUGGUUUGAAGUCAGUUAUUGGAAGGAGCUAUUUGACCAUACCUAUUUAGAAGAGCAUGUCCGUGUUAACCAUUUUAGAAAUCAUUGUGAGCUUACACGGAAGAAUCUGAUGGCAAGAAACUUAAAACGUCUUCGACGAAGCAUCGCACAAAAGUAUGGAAAAACUGAAGCUCAAAAAUGCAACUUCUUUCCAUCAACAUAUGAACUACCUAUCAUCUUGCAGUCUGAAUAUCACAUCUUUGUGGAAACAUAUAAAAAAUGCAACCCCGGGUUCUGGAUUAUGAAACCUGUAGCUAAAUCACAAGGCAAAGGUAUUUUUCUCUUUAAGCGUCUUAAGGACAUCACAGUCUGGAGAAAGGGCACAGAUUCUCAGCGCCUUAGUGAUCAAACAAAGGAGACUCCUGAAACUUAUGUUGUACAACGCUACAUUGAAAAUCCUUAUCUCAUUGGGGGAAGGAAGUUUGAUCUCAGGAUAUAUGUUCUUGUUACCUCUUAUAUCCCUUUAAAAGCAUGGCUUUAUCGCAGUGGAUUUGCUCGAUUUUCCAAUACCAGGUUUUCAAUGAAAUCUAUACAUGACAGCUAUGUUCAUCUGACAAAUGUUGCUAUCCAAAGGACAGCGCCAGACUAUGAUCCAGAAAAAGGAUGCAAAUGGUCAUUACAACAAUUGAGGAAGUACCUCACAGCCAAACAUGGAAUCGAAGCUGUUGAGGAGCUGUUUAGGCAGAUUAAUGAUAUCUUCACCUACAGCCUUCAGAGCUGCCAGAAUAUCAUCAUCCAUGACAAACGUUGCUUUGCCCUUUAUGGAUAUGACAUUCUCAUUGAUGCUAACUUUAAACCAUGGUUGAUCGAGAUCAAUCUUUCACCAUCGUUGAAAGCCACCAAUUAUGCAGAUUAUAAGCUCAAGUUUGGUCUUCUCGAUGAUGUCCUCAACAUUGUAGACAUGGAAAAUAGGUUAACAGGUAAAGAGAAACAUGUAGGCUUGUUUGACCUGUUCUGGGAUGAUGGUCCAGUAUACCUUGAAGAUUCAGAUACCAGUGACUGCAUCAACGGCCCAACCUUGAAUACUUUUCUGGGAUGUGUAGGUGAUAGAAUGACACCUGUUCAAGGCAGCUAAGAAGGCAGCAAGUGGGGAACAAAUGUAGGAUCUUUCUUGUGCACAAGCAAUGGUAAGCGAAGAACCGGAUCAAAAACAAGCACCACUUUAUAAAAAUCCUUUUUUUUAAUACAUUGUACAAUGUCAACAUACAAAGUACCUAAAUACCCAUGACUUUUUAAUUAACAAGUGAAAAACAAAAACCUUGCACACUUACAUUCAGGACCUGGCUUACUUGCAUAAAACUUUCAUUCAAAUUAUCGCAUUUAAAAAGCCUGAAGUAUGAACAAGAAAUUACAUAAGCUGAACCCGACAGCGAGUUAUGUACAUUCACUGCAAAAGACACUUCUGUGCCCAGUGA